AUGACGGAUGAUGCAGGUGUCGUCACCUUGGGUCAAGAUGGGGUGAUUAGUAAAUGGACGCGGAAUAAUCAAAGUCACUGGCAAUGGGCGAAGCUGUUGGAUGCAGGCAAAGAGGAUUCUGUCUGCUUUGCCUACCAACGUGACAGGAUCGCUGUCGCAUUCCCUCGCGUAGGUGUGAAGGUCUGGAUAUGGAUCAAAGGCACCUGGCAGCCGCAACGUUCGAUUCUGCGACAAAACGUGACAUCCAUUAGAUUUGUUGAAGAUGGGGAGGCCCUAAUAGGUGGGACGAGCGACGGUGUACUGUGGUAUUGUCAAGUGCCGAACGGUACGCUUCGAGCUUACGCCUUCCUCAAGUCCAAAGUCUUGCAUUUAGAUGUCAACUUGUCUGGGACGCACGCCCUCGUGUCACAAUCCGGAGGUCGGGCACACUUGGUGGGUAUCCAACGGAUGGAUCAUAAGGGAAAGAUAGAACAAGUGUACGCUACGAACGGAGAUUCUGGAGGCGAAAACAAGCAGGGAGGCGGUGCAGUUUUUGCAAAUGGAUGCCGGUUGGUCUUGUUUGGGACGACGGACAGUAACAUGUUAGUAUGGGACAAGGCAAAAGGAGAGAUUGUCUGCGGGUACGAUCAUGAUGGUGAACAAGUACAGGCCGUUGCGAGCUUCGACAAGGGAUCCAACGUGCACAUAAUUACUGGGACCAAGAAUGGUCUUUUAUCGUGGUGGAGGCCGUUCCCAACGGAUUAA
Messenger RNA from Pisolithus orientalis, 744 nucleotides. Its product is annotated as WD40-repeat-containing domain protein. The transcript has 6 exons. NCBI's taxonomy places the organism in Eukaryota, Fungi, Basidiomycota, Agaricomycetes, Boletales, Pisolithaceae. Bases 1 to 744 code for a protein of 247 amino acids. Gene Ontology annotation, molecular function: protein binding. The record is from RefSeq and is a predicted model, not a curated record.